UGGAUAAAAGAGGCGAAGAAGCAGGGGGCGGUUUCCAAAAAUAAAACCCUCCGGUUCCCCUUCAGACGGCCGCGGGGCGGGCGCGAAGGUGCCGCGGACCCGGGCUCGGGGUGCAGCCCGGGCAGCUCACGCCCUACAGUCCUUGCCCGGGAAUCCCCCCACCCCCAGACGGCUGCUUCGGAGGUCCCCUAGACGGGAAGGGGCGAGCCUCCAGGCGGGUGGCUGGAGCGAACGGUGCAGAGCAUCUCCCCGCGAGGUCUCCGGUACCCACAGCUCCGCAGCCACUCUGGCGCCAUGAGGGCGCCGACCACCGCCCGCUGCCCCGGGCGCGUCCUACGGGUGCGCUGGAGGGGCCUCCUGCCGCUCGCCCUGGCUCUCUUGGUGGGGACAAGUCGCGCCCAGAGGGAUUCCGUCGGGAGGUACGAACCAGCUAGCCGGGAUCCGAACCGGUUGUGGCGCCCCGUGGGCAGCCACCCCGCGGCGGCGGCUGCCAAGGUGUACAGCCUGUUCAGGGAGCCCGACGCGCCGCUGCCCGGCUCGUCGCUCUCGGGGUGGAACCAGCCGAGCCAGGAGGGCCCCGGGAGGCCCGCCGAGGCCGAGGCCAGGAGGCCGUCCCGUGCCCAGCAGCCGCGUCGAGUCCCGCCACCUGUCCAGGCUCGGAGAAGCAGCGCCCGCGGCCAGCAGCAGCCGGCAGCCCGGGCCGCGCCUUCCGUCGUGCGCCUGGCGACCCCUCAGCGACCCUCGGCCGCGCGGCAAGGGCGACUCACCGGGAGGAACGUCUGCGGGGGACAGUGCUGUCCAGGCUGGACGACAUCAAACAGCACAAACCACUGUAUCAAACCUGUGUGCCAGCCUCCCUGUCAGAACCGGGGCUCCUGCAGCAGGCCCCAGCUCUGCGUCUGCCGCUCUGGCUUCCGUGGGGCGCGCUGUGAGGAGGUCAUUCCUGAGGAGGAAUUUGACCCCCAGAAUGCCAAGCCUGUGCCCAGACGGUCAGUGGAGGGGGCACCCAGCCCUCACAGAAGCAGCGAGGCCAGAGGAAGUCUCAUGACCAGAAUACAUCCACUGGCACCACCACCGCCGCCACCACCACCACCACCACCACCCAGGACCCUGAAUAGCCUCAGCCAGACCCGGCCCCUGCAGCAGCACUCAGGGCUGUCCAGGACUGUCCGUCGUUAUCCGGCCACUGGUGCCAAUGGCCAGCUGACUUCCAAUGCCUUGCCUUCCGGACCGGGGCUUGAGCUGAGAGACAGUGCCCAUCAGGCAUCACGUGGAAACCGCCUCUCACCCCCCUGGGGGCUGAACCUCACUGAGAAAAUCAAGAAGAUCAAGGUCGUCUUCACUCCCACCAUCUGCAAGCAGACCUGUGCCCGGGGGCGCUGUGCCAACAGCUGUGAGAAGGGUGACACCACCACACUGUACAGCCAGGGCGGCCACGGGCAUGACCCCAAGUCUGGCUUCCGGAUCUAUUUCUGCCAGAUUCCCUGCCUGAACGGAGGCCGCUGCAUUGGCCGGGAUGAGUGCCGGUGUCCAGCCAACUCCACAGGGAAGUUCUGCCACCUGCCUGUCCCACAGCUGGACAGAGAGCCUCCAGGAAGAGGCGCCCAGCACAGGGCCCAGCUGGAAGGGCCCUUGAAGCAGUCCACCUUCAUGCUGCCUCUCUCCAACCAGCUCGCUUCUGUGAACCCCUCGCUGGUGAAGGUGCAGAUUCACCACCCACCUGAGGCCUCCGUGCAGAUCCACCAGGUGGCACGGGUUCGGGGUGAGGUGGACCCUGUGCUGGAUGACAACAGUGUGGAGACCAGAGCCUCUCAUCGGCCCCAUGCCAGCCCAGGCCACAGCCACUGGGCCAGCAACAGCAUACCUGCUCAGGCUGGAGAGGUCCCUCGGCCACCACCCCCAGUGCUGUCCAGGCACCGGGGACUUCUGGGCCGGUGUUACCUGAGCACGGUGAAUGGACAGUGUGCCAACCCCCUGGUGGAGCUGACUUCUCAGGAGGACUGCUGUGGCAGUGUGGGGACCUUUUGGGGUGUGACCUCAUGUGCUCCAUGCCCACCCAGACCGGCCUUCCCAGUGAUUGAAAAUGGCCAGCUGGAGUGUCCCCAAGGGUACAAGAGACUGAACCUCAGCCACUGCCAAGAUAUCAACGAGUGCCUGACCCUGGGCCUCUGCAAGGACUCGGAGUGCGUGAACACCAGGGGCAGCUACCUGUGUACCUGCAGGCCUGGCCUCAUGCUGGAUCCGUCCAGGAGCCGCUGUGUAUCGGACAAGGCGGUCUCCAUGCGACAGGGACUGUGCUACCGCUCACUGGGGUCUGGCACCUGCACCCUGCCUUUGGUACAACGGAUCACCAAGCAGAUUUGCUGCUGCAGCCGUGUGGGCAAAGCCUGGGGCAGCAAGUGUGAAAAGUGCCCCCUGCCUGGCACAGAGGCCUUCAGGGAGAUCUGCCCUGCUGGUCAUGGUUACACCUACUCAAGUUCCGACAUCCGUCUGUCCAUGAGGAGAGCCGAGGAGGAGGAACUGGCUAGCCCCUUAAGGGAACAGACACAGCAGAGUGGAGGACCCUGGCCUGGGACAGCAGAGAGGCAACCACUCCGGGCAGUCACCGACACCUGGAUUGAGGCCGAGACCCUCCCUGACAAAGGUGACUCGCGGGCCAUGCAGGUCACAACCAGUGUUCCUCACCUACCUGCCUGGGUACCAGAAGAUGCUACUGGAAGACCAGCACCAUCAUUGCCUGGACAGGACAUUCCAGAGAGUCCAGAAGAAGAGCAAGUGACUCCGUCUGGUGAUGUCCUGGUGACACAGGGUCCCCCAGUCUUUGAUCCGUGCUUUGCUGGAGCCUCCAACAUCUGUGGCCCUGGGACCUGUGUGAGCCUCCCCAAUGGAUACAGAUGUGUCUGCAGCCCUGGCUACAAGCUACAUCCCAGCCAUGACUACUGCACCGAUGACAACGAGUGUCUGAGGGACCCCUGUGCAGGAAGAGGACGCUGUGUCAACAGUGUGGGCUCCUACUCCUGCCUCUGCUACCCUGGCUACAGACUAGCCACCCUGGGAGACACACAGGAAUGCAAAGAUAUAGAUGAGUGUGAGCAGUCUGGGGUAUGCCAUGGCGGACGGUGCAGCAACACUGAGGGCUCGUAUCACUGUGAGUGUGACCAGGGCUACAUCAUGAUCAGGAAAGGACACUGCGAAGAUAUCAAUGAAUGCCGUCACCCUGGUACCUGCCCUGAUGGGAGAUGCGUCAACUCCCCUGGCUCCUACGCUUGUUUGGCCUGUGAGGAGGGCUACAAAGGCCAGAGUGGGAGCUGUGUAGAUGUGAAUGAGUGUCUGACCCCUGGGAUCUGUGCCCACGGAACGUGCAUCAACACAGAAGGCUCCUUUAGAUGCUCUUGUGAGGCGGGCUAUGAGGUCACCGCGGACAAGAAGGGCUGCCGAGAUGUGGACGAGUGUGCCAGCCGAGCCUCCUGCCCCACCGGCCUGUGCCUCAACACUGAGGGCUCCUUCACGUGCUCAGCCUGUCAGAGUGGGUACUGGGUGAACGAAGACGGCACCGCCUGUGAAGACCUCGAUGAAUGUGCCUUCCCCGGAGUCUGCCCCACAGGAGUCUGCACCAACACUGUGGGCUCCUUCUCCUGCAAGGACUGUGACAGGGGCUACCAACCCAGCCCCCUGGGCAACAGCUGUGUAGAUGUGGAUGAGUGUGACGGUCGCCAGAACAGCUGCCUGGGGGGCGAGUGCAAGAACACGGAAGGUUCCUAUCAGUGCCUCUGUCCCCAGGGCUUCCAGCUGGCCAACGGCACUGUGUGUGAGGACAUGGACGAGUGUGUCGGGGAGGAGCACUGUGCCCCUCAUGGCGAGUGCCUCAACAGCCAGGGGUCUUUCUUCUGUCUCUGCGCGCCCGGCUUUGUCAGUGCUGAGGGAGGCACCAGAUGCCAGGAUGUUGAUGAAUGCGCAGCCACAGACCCGUGUCUAGGGGGCCACUGUGUCAACACAGAGGGCUCCUUCAACUGUCUGUGUGAGACUGGCUUCCAGCCCUCCCCAGACAGCCGAGAGUGUGUGGAUAUUGAUGAGUGUGAGGAUGACGAAGAUCCAAUAUGUGGAGACUGGAGGUGUGAGAACAGCCCAGGUUCCUAUCGCUGCGUCCUGGGCUGCCAGCCUGGCUUCUACAUGGCCCCAACAGGAGACUGCAUUGACAUAGAUGAAUGUGCCAACGACACUGUGUGCGGGAGCCACGGCUUCUGUGACAACAUGGACGGCUCCUUCCGCUGCCUGUGUGACCAGGGCUUCGAGACCUCUCCCUCAGGCUGGGAGUGUGUUGAUGUGAACGAGUGCGAGCUCAUGCUGGCAGUGUGUGGGGAUGCGCUCUGUGAGAACGUGGAAGGCUCCUUCCUCUGCCUCUGCGCCAGUGACCUGGAGGAGUAUGACGCACAAGAAGGACGCUGCCGUCCUCGGGUGGCUGGAGCCCAGAGUCUCCCGGAGGUUCCGACAGGAGACCAGGAUCCAGGCCUCAUCCGCAUGGAAUGCUACUCUGGGCACGAUGAUGGUGCUCUCUGCUCUCACGUCCUGGGCCUGAACUCCACACAGGCUGAGUGCUGCUGUACCCAGGGUGCCAGGUGGGGAGCAGCCUGUGACCCCUGCCCGUCGGAGGACUCAGUUGAAUUCAGUGAGCUCUGCCCCAGUGGUCAAGGCUACAUCCCAGUGGAAGGAGCCUGGACAUUUGGACAAACCAUGUACACAGAUGCCGAUGAGUGUGUGCUGUUCGGGCCUGCUCUCUGCCAGAAUGGCCGAUGCCUCAACACAGUGCCUGGCUACAUUUGCGUGUGCAGCCCUGGCUACCACUAUGACGGCUCCAGCAGGAAGUGCCAGGAUGACAACGAAUGCCAGGACCUGGCCUGUGAGAAUGGCGAGUGCGUGAACACUGACGGCUCCUUCCACUGCUUCUGCAGCCCCCCCCUCACCCUCGACCUCAGCGGGCAGCGCUGUGUAAACAGCACUGGGGGCACAGAGGACUUCCCCGACCACGACAUCCACAUGGACAUCUGCUGGAAAAAGGUCACCAAUGACGUGUGCAGCCAACCCUUGCGUGGCCACCAUACUACCUACACAGAGUGCUGCUGCCAAGAUGGCGAGGCCUGGAGCCAGCAGUGUGCUCUCUGUCCCCCCAGGAGCUCUGAGGUCUAUGCUCAGCUGUGCAAUGUGGCUCGGAUUGAGGCAGAGCGGGAAGCAGGGAUCCACUUCCGGCCGGGCUACGAAUACAGCCCCGGCCCGGAUGAUCUGCCCUACAACCUCUACAGCCCAGAUGGGGCCCCUUUCUACAACUACCUGGGCCCCGAGGACACCAUGCCUGAGCCACCCUUCUCCAACGUGGCCAGUCAGCUGGGAGAAAACAUACCAAUCCUGGAGCCUCCUCUGCAACCCUCUGAACUUCAGCCCCGCUAUGUGGCCAGCCAUUCGGAACCCCUGGCCUCCUUCGAAGGACUGCAGGCGGAGGAAUGCGGCGUCCUGAAUGGCUGUGAGAAUGGCCGCUGCGUGCGUGUGCGGGAGGGCUACACUUGCGACUGCUUUGAAGGCUUCCAGCUGGAUGCGGCCCACAUGGCCUGCGUGGAUGUGAAUGAGUGUGAAGACUUGAACGGGCCUGCAGCCCUCUGUGCACACGGUCACUGUGAGAACACAGAGGGCUCCUAUCGCUGCCACUGUUCCCCGGGCUACGUGGCAGAGCCAGGCCCCCCACACUGUGCGGCCAAGGAGUAAGAGUGAGGGGUCGCUGUGGGCAGCUCUCUGGAAAUGGCUUCAGCUACAGGCUGGGGACUUAAGAUUGCUUCCUUGGCUGGGAAGACAUCAUGGCUGGGAAGACAACGUGAUGACAUCAGGCCAGGGCUCCGUAGCUCAGUUCUACCAGCCUUGCCUUACUUUUUAACCUCGUCCAGCUUAGCUCUGGUUGUGAGCUUCCGUCAGUGCCUCUAUGCCAUUGCUUGGCUCAGACACCACAAGUAUUUUAAUGCUUCAGCCACUGGCCAUGAGACACAGCCCACCAAUCUGUCCUUGGGGCCUCACUGGAGGACACUAAUCGGAAGAGUCCUCGUCCGCUUCUCUUAGGCUGUUCAGAAAAAAAAAAUGCGGGCACCCCUUUUCCAGCUGUGAUCCACACAUCAUCCUGAUGAUUUGUAACUGAGACAGCAGCUACAUCUGCCCUGGGGUGGCCCUUGGCAAUCUGUGGAGCAAGAGAGCUUUUGGAAAAGUCUGGGGAGUAGCUCCCACGCCACCUCUCGGAACCACCACCACCACCACCACUCAGACAAGCUGGCGAGAGCUCCUUUUUGCCACAUUGCCACCCUGUAGACAGUUCUGUGGCCCCAAGAAGGGACCAGUUUCCCUCGUCUCAGAGGACAAAGACUAACACUAACUCGCUGAGUGAAAGAAACACAAACGAGGAGGAAAAAUGAGCCUGAGAAAGCAUGGCGAGAGAGUGACAGAAAAACCCUGGGGAGUUGAUCUGAAAGGAGGAGCCAAGAUUUAUACGGAUCUAAAAACAUGGAGGAGCUUCGGGCAAAUAAGUACUCAGAGUCACCUUAGGACCACUGUGCCCCAGCGGUGAUCUCACAGGAUCCAGUGCCCAUCUCCAAAGAUCUUUUUUGGGUACAUAUGUUUCCGUAUAGGAAACAAAUCUCUUCUGGGCUUUUUGUGAAACAGAAAUGGAUGAGCUAACACUAUAAAGGUCUCUUUUUUUGGUUGGUUUUGUCAGAGAAAGCCAGAUUUUCAAUGUAGUUUAUCUCCUCCACUCAGAAACCCUUGCACUUGUUCGCUUCAGGAAAAAGAAAGAAAGAAAGAAAGAAAGAAAGAAAGAAAGAAAGAAAGAAAGAAAGAAAGAAAGGAAAAUGGGGGCCUGGAAUCCCUCUAAGAGAUGUACUUCCGUACACGCUGGCUGGGAGUUCGGGAGCGCGGUGGAAUAAAGAGAUGUUCAUCCAGGCCCACCUGUGCUCUGUUCUUAUUUCCUGUACCACCGUGGUUAAGUCUGCAGGUUAGACUGGAGCGGGAUCUCUGUGCUCUCCAUGUCCAGUUCCACCAGCCCGUAUGACUGGGCUCCCGUGCGGAAGGGUCUAUGCUAUCCUAAGACAGGACAGACUGGCUGCGUUCCCUGACUGGCAGGGCAGUGUGACAGGCAGAAGAGGUGGUGACGACUGCCCUCCCUGCUGCUCUGACAGCCAGCCGUCGGAUAACGUACUGGAUGCCUGCUCUGAGCACUGUAAUGACUGCUGUGCUUAUGUUUCAGUUAGUCAUGUGACAAUCUCAUUUGCUACCUUAUUCCUUCAUGCAGGCAAGAGAACUGGGACACGGGAAGCCUAAGUAACUUUCUUUAGGCCGCUCUCCCAGCUGAAGCACCCUCAGCAGACGAAAAUGCAUGGUCCCUAAACCAACAGAAAUCUGCUUUUCCUCCUAACAGUGCAGUGAGGUUGUGGUGGUGGGGUUUCUGUUCAGUCUUACCUACUGUGCAUGAGAUCCUGGGGUUCCUCCUAACAGCAGGGGAGGGGAGGAUCCUGAAGCCGCUUUCUAAAGACUGGCUGAGAUCAAGGUUUGCUUGGGCGGCUGACAACUGAGGCCAGUGCGUGCUGCCACAACCUCUGACGUGCACAAAAUGCCAACGCCUUCCGCAGUUACAGCAGGACCAAAACUAACUCUCUGACUCGCUGGUGCCCCUUCUAGGACCUUAACCUCCCCCUGUGUUCUUGCCAAAUAGGAAAUCACGUAUGCUAGAGGUUAUUUAUUAAAGAGAUAUCUGUAAUAGCAGAAGAGUAGAAACAACCACUGUGGAGCGCUCAGAAAAGAUGGCAGUCAAACACAUGUCAAGAUGAUGCGACAGGCUCGGGGGAGAAGGCUGUAGGAGAGUGUGGAAGAUGAGCUGCCGUGUGUCUAAAGAGGAGAGCAGACUGCUGGUCACCUCGUCCUCACCGCUCCACCUUCCACCAUCCUCAGAGAACGUCCUACCGCUGCCCAAGCACGCCCUGCUGGCACCGUGCACUUGCCCUCAGAGCCCUCUACCCUCACCUGCAUGCAAAGACACAUAUUGCCUUUUAGUAAAAACAGAAAAAAUAUACUGUGCGUGCACAGUGACUCCCCUCACGCUCUCUCUCACACAGAGUCUUACUGAGUAGGCCAGGCUGUCCCAGAACCAAUCAUCCUCUGCCUCUUUUGUGCCGGGACUACAAGUGUGAAAUGCCACAGCCAACUACAUUUUUUUUCACUCUAUACCUGCUCAUAAAGCAGUAUCUUGAGCCAAGCACAGAGGCCCACACCUGUAAUCCCAGCACUCAGGGAGGCAAAGGCAGGCCGAUCUCUGUGAGUUCGGGGCCAGCCUGGUCUACAAAGUGAGUCAAGGACAGAGAAACCCUAUUUUGAAAAACCAAAAGACAAAACAAAACAAAACAAACACACACACACACACACACACACACACACACACACACAAAACCUAUCUCCUAUUGCCUAGCAUUGUAGCACGCACCUAUAAAACCAACAUUCAGAAAGCCAGAGGACGGUGAGAGUUAGGACAGCCUGAGCUACAAAACAAGACCCUGUUUCAAAAUAAAAAAUAAUAAACAAUGGUCUCCUGUUUUAUAGCUGUAUACUAGUCCACGGAAUGGAUAAACCAUAACUUACUCUGCCAGGGCCUCACGGGAAGACACUGCCAUUGCCUGCCUUUGCUCACGAUGCUGUAAUGAGUACUCCUGUAUAUGUGUGAUUUCAUGUUAUAUCUACAAAAUUAAACUCUUGAAAACAACACGGUUUAUGGGGAGAAUGACAGGGUAGAUAAAUAGAACACUGAGGUUUUUUUCACUGUAUUUCCACCUUUUAAAUCUGUAGAUAGAUGUAUACCUACUCAAAAAAUUAAACUACUCUAAAAUACAGCUACUGAUUAAGCAUGGCUUCAAUGCCCUCUCCUUUGAUAUACUUUUUAUAAUUAAAGUAAUCAUUUUUUAAUUUCUUAAGGAAAUUUCCAUCAGGUAGGCCUGGAGUGCUUUUCAGGAGAAGAACUUUGGGAGAGCAACUGCAGACAUUAAUCCCAGCUGGCAAGAGAAGCAGGAGAGAUCUCUGCCUUUCAGAUGAACACAGGAACCAGAAUGGUGCACUGGGUAAUAUCAGGCCCUGCCAAUCCAUUACCUUAGAUCAGGACAAACGGAGGCCUAGCCUGUUCCUUCUGUCCAGCUGCACCUGCUAGGUGCCAGCCCUCCUCUGAGGCGCUGUAAUGAAAACCCAAAGAAACAGAACUCAGUUCUCAGAGUUAAAGCAAGCGUCACUUUAAAGAGUGUCUUUAGCAGUCCCUUUCUCCACCCACCCCCACGUCAAAAUCGGCAACUUCAAUGAACUACAAAGCGUUGCAGUUAUGGAAACACACGUGUCUACUGAAGGGCACUGCAGCUGGCGUCACCUAACAUGGCUCUCCAGUCUCCUUCCUUAGUUAUCUCCUGAAGUAUCUGCAAACAGAUCAGAUGCUUACGGAAAGGAACUAUAGCUGUCUUCAUGCUGCCUUCCCAGCACAGCUGGCUUGGUGGGAUGUUUGCUUUCCUCACAUACUAUCCUUUCAACUAGUUGGGCAUAUUUUCUCGGGUUUGACACGUACCCCGAAAAAGCCGUACGUGCAGAGCUCUCCCGUAUCACAUCCCUGAUCGAGCAUCCUUAAUGAGGUGCACGGCCACAUCUUCAAAAAUCAUCAAAUCUUUUAUUCCUGCCGUACAAAGAGGCAAAGGCUUCAGCACCAAAGGCUCUAAAUGGCAAGUGGAAGAUCACACCACAAUUAAAAGGAUUUUGGCUAAAGAUGAAAUAUACUGUAUCACGGAGUUUGGGUACAGUAUGCAGAAAACGCCUCCCUAAGAUCUAGCCGUAGGCAAGCCUGUAAGGCAUUUUCUUAAUUGGUGAUUGAUGGGGGAGGAGCGGCCUGUUGUGGAUGGUGCCAUACCUGGGCUGGUGGUUCUGGAUUCUCUAAGAAAUCAGGCUGAACAAGCCAUGGGGAGCAAGCCAGCAGCACCCCUCCAUGCCCUCUGCAUCAGUCCUGCCUCCAGGUUCCAGCCCUGUUUGAGUUCCUGCCCUGACUUUCUUCAAUGAUGGGCUAGAUUGUGGAAGCUGAAUAAACCCUUUGCUCUCCAA
This is a messenger RNA of Meriones unguiculatus (Mongolian gerbil), 10143 nucleotides long. It is a transcript of the gene Ltbp2, whose product is annotated as latent transforming growth factor beta binding protein 2. The record is from RefSeq and is a predicted model, not a curated record. Gene Ontology annotation, molecular function: calcium ion binding. NCBI's taxonomy places the organism in Eukaryota, Metazoa, Chordata, Mammalia, Rodentia, Muridae.